Mandrillus leucophaeus (drill) is the source of this 4174-nucleotide messenger RNA. RefSeq names its product sema domain, seven thrombospondin repeats (type 1 and type 1-like), transmembrane domain (TM) and short cytoplasmic domain, (semaphorin) 5B (gene SEMA5B). The record is from RefSeq and is a predicted model, not a curated record. The transcript is spliced from 23 exons. Gene Ontology annotation, biological process: semaphorin-plexin signaling pathway; neural crest cell migration; positive regulation of cell migration. NCBI's taxonomy places the organism in Eukaryota, Metazoa, Chordata, Mammalia, Primates, Cercopithecidae. Gene Ontology annotation, molecular function: chemorepellent activity; semaphorin receptor binding.
AUGCUGCAUCUGUCAGCAGAGGAAGCUGUUGGCUGCGUGAGGGUCAAAAGGAGCUUCAUGGAUGAGCUGGCAUUUGGGAGAGGGCAUUCUACAGGGAUGGGCGAGCAGAAGUGAAGGGAUCGAGUGAGUGGUUCCAGCUGGUGCCUGGCCUGCGUCUCUUGGAUGCCUUGAGGCUUCACUCCGUCUCCUGUUGCCCACCACCUCGUCCCUGGGCCACCUGAUACCCCAGCCCAACAGCUAAGGUGUGGAUGGACAGUAGGGGGCUGGCUUCUCUCACUGGUCAGGGGUCUUCUCCCCUGUCUGCCUCCCAGAGCUAGGACUGCAGAGGGGCCCACCAUGGUGCUUGCAGGCCCCCUGGCUGUCUCGCUGUUGCUGCCCGGCCUCACACUGCUGCUGUCCCACCUCUCCAACUCCCAGGAUGUCCCCAGUGAGCCCAGCAGUGAGCAGCAGCUGUGCGCCCUGAGCGAGCACCCCACCGUGGCCUUUGAAGAUCUGCAGCCAUGGGUCUCUAACUUCACCUACCCUGGAGCCCGGGAUUUCUCCCAGCUCGCCUUGGACCCCUCCAGGAACCAGCUCAUUGUGGGAGCCAGGAACUACCUCUUCAGACUCAGCCUUGCCAAUGUCUCUCUUCUUCAGGCCACAGAGUGGGCCUCCAGUGAGGACACGCGCCGCUCCUGCCAAAGCAAAGGGAAGACGGAGGAGGAGUGUCAGAACUACGUGCGAGUCCUGAUCGUCACCGGCCGGAAGGUGUUCAUGUGUGGGACCAAUGCCUUUUCCCCCGUGUGCACCAGCAGACAGGUGGGGAACAUCAGCAGGACUAUUGAGAAGAUCAAUGGUGUGGCCCGCUGCCCCUACGACCCACGCCACAACUCCACAGCUGUCAUCUCCUCCCAGGGGGAGCUCUAUGCGGCCACGGUCAUCGACUUCUCAGGUCGGGACCCUGCCAUCUACCGCAGCCUGGGCAGUGGGCCACCGCUUCGCACUGCCCAGUAUAACUCCAAGUGGCUCAAUGAGCCAAACUUCGUGGCAGCCUAUGAUAUUGGGCUGUUUGCAUACUUCUUCCUGCGGGAGAACGCAGUGGAGCAUGACUGUGGACGCACCGUGUACUCUCGCGUGGCCCGCGUGUGCAAGAAUGACGUGGGGGGCCGAUUCCUGCUGGAGGACACGUGGACCACAUUCAUGAAGGCCCGGCUCAACUGCUCCCGCCCGGGCGAGGUCCCCUUCUACUACAACGAGCUGCAGAGUGCCUUCCACUUGCCGGAGCAGGACCUCAUUUAUGGAGUUUUCACAACCAAUGUAAACAGCAUUGCGGCUUCUGCUGUCUGCGCCUUCAACCUCAGUGCUAUCUCCCAGGCUUUCAAUGGCCCAUUUCGCUACCAGGAGAACCCCAGGGCUGCCUGGCUCCCCAUCGCCAACCCCAUCCCCAAUUUCCAGUGUGGCACCCUGCCUGAGACCGGUCCCAACGAGAACCUGACGGAGCGCAGCCUGCAGGACGCGCAACGCCUCUUCCUGAUGAGCGAGGCCGUGCAGCCGGUGACACCCGAGCCCUGUGUCACCCAGGACAGCGUGCGCUUCUCACACCUCGUGGUGGACCUGGUGCAGGCUAAAGACACGCUCUACCAUGUACUCUACAUUGGCACCGAGUCGGGCACCAUCCUGAAGGCGUUGUCCACGGCGAGCCGCAGCGUCCGCGGUUGCUACCUGGAGGAGCUGCACGUGCUGCCCCCUGGGCGCCGCGAGCCCCUGCGCAGCCUGCGCAUCCUGCACAGCGCCCGCGCGCUCUUCGUGGGCCUGAGCGACGGCGUCCUGCGGGUCCCACUGGAGAGGUGCGCCGCCUACCGCAGCCAGGGGGCAUGCCUGGGGGCCCGGGACCCGUACUGUGGCUGGGACGGGAAGCAGCAACGUUGCAGCACGCUCGAGGACAGCUCCAACAUGAGCCUCUGGACCCAGAACAUCACCGCCUGUCCUGUGCGGAAUGUGACACGGGAUGGGGGCUUUGGCCCUUGGUCACCAUGGCAACCAUGUGAGCACUUAGAUGGGGACAACUCAGGCUCUUGCUUGUGUCGAGCCCGAUCCUGCGACUCCCCUCGACCCCGCUGUGGGGGCCUUGACUGCCUGGGGCCAGCCAUCCACAUCGCCAACUGCUCUAGGAAUGGGGCGUGGACCCCGUGGUCAUCGUGGGCGCUGUGCAGCACGUCCUGUGGCAUCGGCUUCCAGGUCCGCCAGCGAAGUUGCAGCAACCCUGCUCCACGCCACGGGGGCCGCAUCUGCGUGGGCAAGAGCCGGGAGGAGCGGUUCUGUAACGAGAACACGCCUUGCCCGGUGCCCAUCUUCUGGGCUUCCUGGGGCUCCUGGAGCAAGUGCAGCAGCAACUGUGGAGGCGGCGUGCAGUCGCGGCGUCGGGCCUGCGAGAACGGCAACUCCUGCCUGGGCUGCGUGAGCGGGGGCUGGGCCGCCUGGGGCCCGUGGUCGUCCUGCUCCCGGGACUGCGAGCUAGGCUUCCGCGUCCGCAAGAGAACUUGCACUAACCCGGAGCCCCGCAACGGGGGCCUGCCCUGCGUGGGCGAUGCUGCCGAGUACCAGGACUGCAACCCCCAGGCUUGCCCAGGUGAGGACAUCUGUCUCGGGCUGCACACGGAGGAGGCACUAUGUGCCACACAGGCCUGCCCAGAAGGCUGGUCGCCCUGGUCUGAGUGGAGUACGUGCACUGAGGACGGAGCCCAGAGCCGAAGCCGACACUGUGAGGAGCUCCUCCCAGGGCCCAGCGCCUGUGCUGGAAACAGCAGCCAGAGCCGCCCUUGCCCCUACAGCGAGAUUCCUGUCAUCCUGCCAGCUUCCGGCAUGGAGGAGGCCACCGACUGUGCAGGGUUCAAUCUCAUCCACCUGGUGGCCACGGGCGUCUCCUGCUUCUUGGGCUCUGGGCUCCUGACCCUGGCAGUGUACCUGUCUUGCCAGCACUGCCAGCGUCAGUCCCAGGAGUCCACACUGGUCCAUCCUGCCACCCCCAACCACUUGCACUACAAGGGUGGAGGCACGCCGAAGAAUGAAAAGUACACACCCAUGGAGUUCAAGACCCUGAACAAGAAUAACUUGAUCCCUGAUGACAGAGCCAACUUCUACCCAUUGCAGCAGACCAAUGUGUACACGACUACCUACUACCCAAGCCCCCUGAACAAACAUAGCUUCCGGCCCGAGGCCUCACCUGGACAACGGUGCUUCCCCAACAGCUGAUACUGCCAUCCUGGGGACUUGGGCUCCUUGCCUUCCUAAGGCACAGAGCAGGUGGAGAUGGGACAGUGGAGCCAGUUUGGUUUUCUCGCUCUGCACUAGGCCAAGAACUUGCUGCCUUGCCUGUGGGUGGUCCCAUCCAGCUUCAGAGAGCUCUGGCUGGCAUUGACCAUGGGGGAGAGGGCUGGCUUCAGGCUGGCAUAUGGCUGCAGGUCCAGUUCAGCCCAGGUCUCUCAUGGUUAUCUUGCAACCCACUGUCACGCUGACCCUAUGCUGCGAUGCCUGGGCUGUGGACGUACUGGGCAUUUGAGGAAUUGAAGAAUGGAGAUGGCAAGAAGGCAGGCUUUUAGGUUUGGGUUGGAAACAACUUCCUGUGGCCCCCUCAAGCUGAGCCUGGCCUUCUCCAGCUGGCCCCAAAAACGGCCUGUGCUACGUCCUGAUGAUCUCUGAAAGUAAUCAAUCAAGUGGCUCCUACGUAGCUCUGGAUUUUCUGCCAGGGCUGGGCCAUUGUGGUGCUGCCCCAGUGUGACACGGGACCAAGGUCAGCGCAGGUUGUCCACCUCUGCCUGGAAGUCUAUACUCUACCCAGGGCAUCCCUCUGGUCAGAGGCAGUGAGUACUGGGAACUGGAGGCUGGCCUAUGCUUAGAAGUCCUUUAAUCUGGGCUGGUACAGGCCUCAGCCUUGCCCUCAAUGCACGAAAGGUGGCCCAGGAGAGAGGCUCAAUGCCAUCGGAGGCAGAAGUCUGGCCUCCGUGCCUCUAUGGAGACUGUCUUCCAGUUGCUGCUCGACAAAGUUGUUGGCUGAGACCUGCUUGGGAGUCUCUUCUGGCCCUUCAUCUGUUCAGGAACACACAUACACACACACACACACACACAAUCACAAUUUGCUACAGCAACAUAAAAGACAUUGGGCUGUGGCAUUAUUAAUUAAAGAUGAUAUCCAGUC